GAGCAUGCGCAGUGGAACGGAACUGUCCUCCACGUUUCCCAGGGUAACCGUCAACAAGUUAGCUAGCGAGCUAAGUCCGUGUGCCUUUCGGCUGCACCGAGUAUGAAUAGCUGUAUGGUGUGUAAUGAGUAGGACACACCCAGCAUAAGGGUCCUUUAUAAUAGAUACUAGCUCCUACUAAGCACCGCGAGCCCGUUACUUUGUCACGGUGCAUAGAGCGAACACUAGCUUAGCUAGCAUGCUAACGUGGAUGAGCGCGUUCAGAGAAGAGCGUUCACAAUGACGACUCAGUUCAGCACUCUGGUUUACACGAAGAGCCCCAACACACCGAGGAGGAGAACAACGUUUCAGGACGAACUCCAAGCCGCGGUCUCCGCCAGGGCGAGCAGAAACAAAACCGAUCGAUGCUCGUACUCCGAUGACUUCGAUGAAGAUGAAGACGAUUUUUUGAAUGAGCUCCUCAAAUCGAGAAGGAAGAAGAAGAGGGCCGGCGCCACCAAAGCCGCGAAUGGUGAACCCCAGAUCAUCAACGACUUCAAGAUCUCAGAUGAUGAGGGCCAGCCCGGCAGGGCGAAGAGGGUUUCGUUCGUGAAAACCCAGAAAAUCGUCUCUCCCUCGGACGGCGACGCAUCAGGCCCCUCCGCCGGUCCGCGCAGCAAUGCAGACGACUCCUCGUCUUCACGGCACUCUGUGGUGUCCGCCGAUCCCCGGGUCGCGACAGGGAGCUCAAGUAAAUCCCUGUCGUACCACACAUCAGAUGACUCCCUGCUGGACGGGCCGUUGCCCUUACCGUCUGACAACAGUGUGGCGGAGACCCCAGGUCCAGAGGACCAGGGGAACCCUGUCCCAGAAGACCAGGGGAACCUUGUCCCAGAGGACAGCUCCCACGCUCCGCGGGUACCAGCAGAUACCAACAGGGAGCCGCCCAGGCCCAAACCAAGGCAGAGGACUCUCGGACUGAGCCUUCGCGCCGCGGAGAGGACCGCCGAAGACGCUGCAUCUCCGGAUCUCAGCCGGCCCCGGACGUCCUCCGCAUCCAUCCCCCUCUCCUCUGACGCGUCCAGCAACAUCGCUUGGACAGAAGGAAGCCCCGCGGUUUCGUGCGGUCUCAGCAAAUCCCCUUCGAGUCGGAGUGAGCAGUCGCAGCUCCUCACCAAGACCACAGUCGAUUCGGGAUCCAGAGAUGGCUUCAUUUCCGGUGACAGCCAGGAGCAGGGGAGAAAGUACUCCACAUCAUUUGAAGAGUUCACCGCCGACUCGGGAGGGCACUCGCAGCAGCUCUCCAGUGUCCACCAAAGAUCCUCAGACAGCAGGACAUCGAGUUCGCAGACCACUCGGAGAUCGCACAGCGUGUGCUCCGGAAAAGUGGAGUCAAGGUACCUGGGAACUCUCCAACUCCUGGACCGUAAAGUCCCGCCGCAAGAGUCUCAGCCCCCAGCGGCGGAUUCCCUCAGAGCCGCCGUGUACCAGGAAUGGCUUCGGAAGAAAAAGGAAAAGUCAAGAGAGAACAUGCAGAUAAAGAAGAAGGAGGAGGGAACUUUAAGAGAAAAGAUGAAAAGGCAAGAAGAGGCUAAAAAGGAAGAUUCUGUCUCAUCAUACGAGGCCUGGAAAGAAAAGAAGGCAGAGACUCUGAAGGCAAGAGCCAAAGAAAAGCAGGACGCGCUCAGAAAAGUGCAACGAGCGACCGAAGAGAGCGAAGAAAAGAAGCACUCUGCCAAACAGGUGUUUGAACAAUGGAAAAGGGAGCACGACCAUCUCCUCAAAGCAAAGGCCAGAAGGCAAAGAGAGGCUGAAAACAAGCUGCGGUUCAGCAAGCAGGAGAAGGAGGAGGAAAGAAAGAGAGGCAGCACAUCUGCCUUUUCUGACUGGAGUGAAAAGAAGACGGUUGUUCUCCAUGAAAAAGUGUCGACGGAGCGCGAAGAGAUCCAAAAUAAAGUCGAGGAGGAGCGCUACAUGAAGGAGGAGAGGGAUAAAAUGUCUUUGGAGAUGUAUGAAAGCUGGCUGGUACGGAAAGAUCUGGAACAGAAGAGACAAAGAGAAGAAAGACGAAUACAAGCGAUCCUCCAAGACGGCCCCCCUCCUCCGUGGAGCCCGCCCAAUAAAACCAUACCCUUUAGGAAAUAACCUGAAGUGCAACACGCCGCCCUUAAGAAAUCUGUGGGGUUCUGUGUUACAUUCAAGUGUGUACUGUAUGUCUUGUUUUAAACAUAGUUGAUGGCAGCUGCUGAAUGUUACAGACAUAUUUUGUACACAUUAGAGGUUUUGUGUUAGCCAGCAGCAUUGGUGCAAUUUUUUAAUUUUGUUGUUUAAACUUUGCAUUAGGUUGAGAAAAAUGGAAAAUGUUCCUUUGACUUGACAUGUCGGUGUCAAAGGAAACCCGCAGUAACAAAACCCUUUUUUUAUUUAGUUUUUAAAUGCAGUGAUCCGUUUUUGCCAUUUCAGACAGCUGAAUGUAAAGCAACAAUUAGAAAACUAUAUUGAUAUAAAAAGCUAAUAUGUUUGGUCUGCUGAUUCCUCUUCUGUUAUAGUAGUUGUAUAGUAUAGUUUUAACUGCUGUUGAUAUCCAAGUGGAUUUUUUUGGGUCACAUUCUUAGAAAUACAUCUGUAAAACAAGCUGCGCUUAUUUUAUGUACAACAUGAUUUCAUUGUUUGUUUUAAUUUAAGAGUUUUAAGAGUGCAGGGAAUGUUUUGCUUGUCACAUUUUUAAGGUUGUUAUUCAUUUCCUUUGCAUUUAUCUUUUUCCACCAUCCAAAACAUUUACUUUCGACGACAAUUCUUUAAGGAUGUCUUUAGUGAUGCAACAACACAAUAAACUUUACACCGAUUUCUGCAAAGAGAAGCAUUUUGGACCUUAAACUCAAGACACAGUGAAAUCUAAUUGUCCUAAAUAGAGCUGUAUUAUAAUUUGUUCAUGGCUUGCUGUUAGAUCUGCUCCUUCUCAUUUUCCUUAUAAAAGACUGGAAAAUGUAUCUAAAUAGAAGUAAUACACGAGCAAUAAGUCCUGCAAACUUGAAACGUUAUAUUAUUUUGUAUAUGUAUAUAGAGAGGUGUUGGAUCGAUCCGCAGCGAAUAAACUGAAAACUAUACUUCUGUCAAAUGACACUUGUCAG
Messenger RNA from Cyclopterus lumpus (lumpfish), 3110 nucleotides. It is a transcript of the gene map9, whose product is annotated as microtubule-associated protein 9. The transcript is spliced from 13 exons. The record is from RefSeq and is a predicted model, not a curated record. The coding region runs from base 280 to 2124 and encodes 614 amino acids. NCBI's taxonomy places the organism in Eukaryota, Metazoa, Chordata, Actinopteri, Perciformes, Cyclopteridae. Gene Ontology annotation, molecular function: microtubule binding. Gene Ontology annotation, biological process: mitotic cytokinesis; mitotic spindle assembly; regulation of mitotic cytokinesis. Gene Ontology annotation, cellular component: astral microtubule.